AUGUCGACAGCUUCGAUUAGCUCCUGCUUCAACAAGACUGUCCGUGAGCAUUACAUGAGGCUACCCCAAGGGGACAAAUGCCAGGUGACUUAUAUCUGGAUUGAUGGAACUGGAGAAGGACUUCGCAACAAAACCCGGACCCUGGAUAGCGAACCAAAAAAUAUAGAUGAAAUUCCUGAAUGGAACUUUGAUGGGUCAAGCACAAACCAGUCAGAGGGCUCCAACAGUGACAUGUACCUCAUCCCAGUGUGCAUGUUCAGAGAUCCAUUCACUCUUGACCCCAACAAAUUGGUCCUCUGCGAAGUUUUAAAAUACAACCGCCUUCCUGCAGAAACAAACCAUCGAAUGAAAUGCAAGAAAGCUAUGGACCAGGUUAAAGAGCACGAGAUAUGGUUUGGCAUAGAGCAGGAAUACACACUCUUCGGGAGUGAUGGCCGUCCGUUUGGUUGGCCUAAAAAUGGAUUUCCUGCACCUCAAGGUCCUUACUAUUGUGGAGUGGGCGCUGACAAAGCUAUUGGACGGGACAUUGUAGAAUGUCACUACAAGGCAUGUCUCUACGCUGGGAUCAAAAUCUUUGGGACAAAUGCUGAAGUUAUGCCAGCUCAGUGGGAGUUCCAGGUUGGUCCCUGCGUAGGUAUUGAAAUAGCAGAUCAAUUGUGGGUUGCACGCUUCCUGUUGCACCGUAUAUGUGAAGAUUUUGGGGUUAUUGCAACUUUGGAUCCAAAACCAAUGAAGGGAAGCUGGAAUGGUGCUGGCGGGCACACUAAUGUCAGCACCAAACAGAUGAGGGAAGAAGGAGGAUUGCAAUACAUUGAGAAGGCUAUCGAGAAGCUCAGCAAAAGACACGCGGAGCACAUCAAGGUGUAUGACCCACACGGUGGUCAGGACAACCUUAGACGCCUCAUCGGUCAUCUUGAGACCUCCAGCAUCACCGAAUUUUCUGCUGGAAUUGCAAACAGAGGCGCUAGCAUCCGUGUUCCUCGCCAGGUGGGCCAAGAAAAGAAGGGCUACUUUGAAGACCGUCGCCCCGCAGCAAACUGUGACCCAUACCUCGUGACUGAGGCCAUCGUAAGAACCUGCCUGCUUGAUGAUGAUCAAGAAGUGAAGUCCAAUUAG
This is a messenger RNA of Nerophis lumbriciformis (worm pipefish), 1116 nucleotides long. Lineage: Eukaryota; Metazoa; Chordata; Actinopteri; Syngnathiformes; Syngnathidae. The record is from RefSeq and is a predicted model, not a curated record.